CAAGGUACCUGGUGGGUGCCUGGGGCAAGGAUUUGUUCGUCUCGGAGAAACACGAGAACAAAGCGGAGGUCACGUGGGCUCUGCUUAUGUAAACACUCGGGUUAUCAUUGUUCCUUCCGGGACCCCCCUUUUUCAUCACCACCCGUGCCACCUCUGUUCUCCCUCCUCGCCGUCUUGAUUUACAGCUUCAAGCACGAGAUAGUAUCUAUGUGGGGGAUGCCAAUUGAUUGGGCGUGCCUCAAAUGUAGCAAAAGCAUUGUCGAGAGACGCCAAGCUCGUCGACAGCCUCUGUCUGAUGUCACCAAAGAGAUCAGUUCAAUCGUUUGAAGCCUCGUCAACAUUCGCCAACCACUUGCGAAGCUUGCAUUCAUCAGGAGCCCGGAGGUAAACACGGCCAGGACAUCCUGUCGCUGAGUGGGUUGUAUGCCGUUUUUGCGCCAAAUCUGUCUCGUUGAUUUGAAUACUCCGUACUCCGCCCCAUGGUGCGAGUAUGACUGUCCCCUUGCCAAGUGGGAUCUUCCGCUACUCGAGACUGUGCACGUUUCAGAGUUCAACCUCAGACAUCUCUCCACGCAAAUUUCAAGACAUACAGGUCAUCGCCCACUGGCUCGGGAAGAACUCAAGCAACGGCCUCGACUAUCUUAUCCAUGUUAGUCACAGCUUGUGCCACUUGGACGUGUUUCAACAUUGGCUUCAGACAGUUACCCAUCAAGCAUAGCUCCCUGACCUGAAACGAUGCCGGUUUAGCACGCCGAUCGGGAACGCUGAGCACGCAAAUACGCGGAGCUGCGUGGUCAAUGCCUUGCCCAGAACCGCAGUGCAGCAGGUAGGGGCGUUCACGGCUGGAAAACCCAUCACAUUCUUCCAUCUGCCUUGCAUCUUGCUCUUUCAUUUGUUGAGUACGCUGGUCGACCACAAUUCAAUUGACUUCGUCACUUUCCUUUCGUAUCUGAAGGCUGGUCCCUCGAAGCUGUCCGAUUCUACUGAUGUUUUGACCGUCGUCGCCACUUUCUUGCUCAACAAACUCUUCCUCGAAUGCAGAAGGGACUGUGAUCGGGAAUGCCUCCGAACAACCUACGCUACCGUAUCGACAGGACGUGGGUUGAAAGGACAAACCCAUACUCCCUCCGAAGAUCAGAUCUCUUGCGCCGAGAUCAUGCAGCUCAGAGCUUGCCUUCAGGCUUGCCAGCGGGACUACUCUACACUGUCCUGGGAAAGGCAACAGAAACGGACGGCACAGGUUCUGACGGCGACGACGAAAGCGAUGACGGGAAUGACAGUGGGGAUGACAGCAUGGAUGAAGAUGAGAAUCCUUUUGCCAGCGGCAGUCUCCCAGGAGGUGGACGAGGUCAAUUUCCUCCAACCACUGUGAUGGCAGACAACCCAUUCCUGCCUGAACUAAGCAUGACUAGCUCCGGCAUGGCGACUUCUGCCACGUCAAUGGAGUCUAUGGUGACUGCUCCAGCUGCAAGCUCUAUCUACGCCAGCUCUACUUCGGCCACCAGCGCAAUGGAGACGACGGCAUUGAACUCACCCAGCCUUGCUGCGGCGACGGCGACGGGAACGAGCGCGGCAUCGACAACCACCAAUCAACCUGCGGCCAAGGUGCAUACACACUCAUCCGUAAACCUCACAGCAGCUAUUGCGGUAGUUUCGGUCUUGGGAGUGAUCUGUGUCGCGGCCACAGCAUACCUUUUGUUUCGAUACUGCACACCACUGAGAGUCCGGCUGGCAGCGUUCCGCAAUCGUCGCGGCCAGAGACUCUCAGGCGAGGAAGAUGGCGACGGCGCAGGCCCGACCAUGAUGCAGGUAGGUAACCCUACACUUGCCGGCGCACGCCCACGACAACUCGCACUGGCAAGCACCCCGAACCUGUUGAGCGAAAAGCUGCAGAACCCUUUCACCGACCAGGUGCCGCUCGCCCUGAGCGAUGUCAGCAGCAACGGCCCAACCUUGCGGCAGGACAGCAUACCAAGCACCAAGAGGCCACCGACCUGGGCGUCGAGCGACACAGAGACCACAUACCCCGCCAACACUAUCCUCGAGGAGUACGUGUCGCCCCGGCAGUCCGACGGAACGCUGGUCCAUCCCAGCGGUCUGGCGAACAAUCCACCGACGCCAGUCGCAGGCAAACGUCCCAAGCUACGACGCACACCAGGCAAUGUCCUCACGCCGCUCAUGCCCGCUCCCGUUGCUGGUCUGAACAUCCGCGAGAGCGUGUCCACGCCCAGUCCAGCAGAUUUUCCGGCGCCCACGCCUCCAGAGUCCGUCAUCGACUCGCCAAUGAGCCAGUACCGCAGCCACAGGUCCAUCACUCCGUCGGAGAGUGCAUCGAAUGCUCCUUUCUCUCCGUUGCCCUUCCCCGCUGGAUUGAUGCGUGCCAUGCCCGUGGGCGUGGGCGUGGAUUCUCGAUGGAGCAGGAACUCGUCGAGCCUCAAUGGCCGAACGACCGAGAUGGCCAGGAACUCCCCGCCCAGGAGAGGCAGCGGAGACGGUGCGGUGCCGUUGCCGCCACGUUUGCCGCUUGCCGUGAAGAGGUCCAGCGCCGGAUCGGUGGCGUCGUCUGUGAGAUCUAGUGGCAGUAGGGCUUCAGUGACUGAUAUGACCCGGUAAUUGUGACCUGGAGAGCAGGGACGGAUUAUUCGCUUUCUCCGCUUGGUGAGAAAGAGAGACCAAUCGUUUUUGUAAACAAAAGCUCUGCGAGCCUGGAAGAUGUACGGUAGUAUCAAAUGCUAGACUGAUAGAAAUUAUGUGCCAUGAC
This is a messenger RNA of Exophiala xenobiotica, 2761 nucleotides long. RefSeq lists its product as uncharacterized. Bases 1060 to 2613 code for a protein of 517 amino acids. NCBI's taxonomy places the organism in Eukaryota, Fungi, Ascomycota, Eurotiomycetes, Chaetothyriales, Herpotrichiellaceae. The transcript has a single exon. The record is from RefSeq and is a predicted model, not a curated record.